AUGAUCACGGAGCUGGUGUGCACCGCCGUGGCUGUGGGUCUCUAUCUGAACACGCUGGACGCAGAUUUCUGCUACGAUGACAGCCGAGCCAUUAAGACCAACCAGGACCUUCUUCCUGAGACUCCGUGGACCAACAUCCUGUUUGACGACUUCUGGGGCACCCUGCUCACUCACAGCGGCAGCCACAAGUCCUACCGUCCACUCUGCACCCUCUCCUUCCGCCUCAACUACACCCUGCAUGCCCUGCGGCCCUGGGGCUACCACCUGCUGAACGUGGUGCUGCACGGCCUGGUCACCGCCCUCUUCACGGCCUUCAGUCGCCCGCUGCUCGGCGGAGGACUGUGGAGCCUGCUGGCCGGCCUUCUCUUCGCUUCUCAUCCGGUUCACACUGAAGCGGUCUCUGGCGUGGUUGGGAGGGCGGACGUUGGCGCUGCUUUGUUCUUUCUGCUGUCUCUUCUCUGCUAUGUGAGGCACUGUGGACUUCGCAGGGACCCACAUGGGGCUUUUCAGACCUGGCCAUGUGGGGGAAGCUCAGUCGGCUGGUGCUGGGGCUGGAUGCUGGGCAGCCUGUGGUGUGCAGCAGCCAGUAUGCUGUGGAAGGAGCAAGGGGUGACGGUGCUGGCCGUGUCGGCUGUUUACGACCUCUUCGUGUUCCAGAGACUCCGGUUGCGCCAGGCGCUUCUCCUCCUGCUAGGAAAGAAAAAGAACAUCAGUGUUUUGCUGAGUCUCGGCGUGCUGGCUUCCUGGGGAGUGAUUCUGCUGUCAGCUCGCUUCUAUUGGAUGGGGAAUAAGCCUCCCAACUUCUCCAACUCUGACAACCCUGCGGCUGACUCGCCACAUUUUCUCACUCGAACGCUAACGUUCCUCCACCUGCCGGUCGCCAACGCCUGGCUGCUGCUCUGCCCCGACAAGCUCAGUUUCGAUUGGUCCAUGGACGCUGUUCCCUUGGUCAGGUCCUUGGCCGACUGGAGGAACCUUCACACCUUUGCCUUUUAUGGUGGAUUUGUCCUCCUGAGUUUGUUUGGCCUCCGUGGCUCCACCUCCACGUCCAAGGAGACCAACGGGAAGGCCUAUGUCACUAAUGGGAAAUCAAUCACCAACGGGAAUGGUUACCAUGCACCUGACACAAACCAUAACACAGACCAGGGGCCGCCAAAGACCACUCUUAAUGGGUCAGCUGGACUCCACCACUGCCCUCCACGGACGUCCCUGCCCCCUACAGAAAACCUAGUACUAUUUUCAUUAGGGAUCGUCUCAUUGCCUUUCAUCCCAGCCACAAACCUGUUCUUCUAUGUAGGUUUUGUUAUUGCAGAGAGGGUACUAUACAUCCCCAGUAUAGGCUUUUGUUUACUGGUUGCUGUUGGUGCAAGACACUUGUAUGUCAGACUGAGGACUAGAGGCUGCAAGGCCUUAAUGUUGUGUCUCUGUGCGGGACUAGUGCUGCUGAAUGGACUCAGAACUGUUCAGAGAAACAGAGACUGGAGCAACGAGGAGAAUCUCUACAAGUCUGGGAUUAGUGUGAAUCCUGCUAAAGCCUGGGGAAACUUGGGGAACGUACUAAAGAACCAGGGCAAGAUGGCGGAGGCGGAGAAGGCAUACAGAAACGCACUGCACCACCGAGGGAACAUGGCCGACAUGCUGUAUAACCUUGGCUUGCUGCUGCAGGAGAAUGAGCGUUUUUCUGAAGCACUGCAUUACUACAAACUGGCCAUUGGGAGUCGGCCAACACUGGCAUCGGCCUACUUGAACACAGGAAUCAUACUGAUGAACCAAGGCAGCCUGGAUGAGGCCAAACGCACCUUUCUGACAUGUGCCGACAUUCCAGAUGAGAACUUGAAGGACCCCCACGCCCACAAGAGCUCCGUCACCAGCUGCCUGUACAACCUGGGAAAACUGCUCCAUGAACAGGGCCAGCAGGAGGAGGCCCUGUCUGUAUAUAAGGAGGCGGUACAGAAAAUGCCCCGACAGUUUGCACCACACAGCCUUUUCAACAUGAUGGGAGAGGCCUACAUGAGGCUGAACAGGCUGGAGGAAGCAGGUCACUGGUACAGAGAGUCCCUCAGGGCCAAGCCUGACCACAUCCCAGCCCACCUUACUUAUGGCAAACUCCUUUCCAUCAUUGGGCAGAAGACAGAAGCAGAGAAGUACUACCUGAGAGCUAUUCAAAUAGACCCGUCUAAAGGAAACUGCUACAUGCACUACGGCCAGUUCCUGCUGGAACAGUCUCGUCUUGGCGAGGCGGCGGAGAUGGCGGAGAGAGCUGCGGAGCUGGACAGCUCAGAGUUUGAUGUGGUCUUCAGUGCUGCCCACAUGCUCAGGCAGGCCAGUCUUAAUGAGGCAGCGGAGAGGCAGUAUGAGCGUGCAGCCAGCCUAAGACCAGAUUACCCGGCUGCUUUGAUGAACCUUGGUGCCAUCCUGCACCUGAACGGGAAACUUCCCGAAGCGGAGGCCAACUACCUGCGCGCACUGCACAUCAAACCCGAUGAUGUCAUUACCCAGUCCAACCUGCGGAAGCUGUGGAACAUCAUGGAGAGGCAGGGACUCCGGAUCAAGCGUGGGCUCGGGAUGCAGAACAGCAACCUUUGAACUGAGACAGAGUUGCUGCUCUGUUCCCUUCAUGAUGUGUCCUCCAGAAAGCGAAGCAGGACAGGAAGAGAAAGAGCUGGAGGCUAAAAGCUCUCUCUACAAGACAACAAAGACUCGUUCUUUAGAGAUGUGGCCCGUGAUGCUUGUUGAAGACAGUUUGAGGCUUGGCAUGUUUGGGAUUUAAGGGUGUAAGAGUUCUGCCCAAUAAAACGUCACCACCAGCACUGUUUGGUUGCUCAAAUAACUAAUGUUACAGUUAUUACAUUUUAUAAAGCAAUGCUCAAUGUCUUUAAAAGAUGCACUGAAAUCAAAGGUAAAUAAUUGCAAUGUCCAAAAGAUAAAAAGGUCUCAAAGAUCAGCUAAUUAUUAUUUCACUAUCAUUGAAAACUUUGGUAUGUUUUAAAGCACUUCAUUUGAAAAAGGAUGUAGAAAAAAGUAUUUAAAUAAUGUUUUCUUCAGUUGUCAGCACUGAUGUGUGAAUGAUGCCAGUUGGUUUGUGUUAAAGGUGACUCCAACGAUUUGGAACUGGGAGUUCAACUGCAUACGUGAAAAACCUUUUGUAAAAGAGAACUGAGCUAACCAGACCUCUGUAGCCCGCUCCUCACCUCUGCUUGAGGCUAGCGGCUUGAAGCUACAUUAGCUGCUACAAGCGUUGAGUUGCAUUGUGGGUAAUGAAGGCACCAGGUUUUGACAAGAAAGUAGAAUGUGCGAAAUAAAAGAAGACAAAAUCUCUGGUUCUGCUGCAUUUAUUUGAUCCUUUUUUUUUCUUUUAAACUGUCUAUUGUGAGUCCAACAAUGUCAUAGGAGUGCAAUGCUAAAUCAGUGGAGUACUCUUUUACAACAACGUGAUUAUUACCCUCAGGGUGCACUUGCUUUCUACGUUUACUCUUAACAUAGUAGAAGCAUAACAUUAAAAGCAUGCUAGUGCUAAGGCAUAUUCAGGUACCACCCUUGAAUACAGUGCUUUGUUAUAAGUUGCUCCAUCCAAUUAAAAUACCAGGUUAAAGCAUAAUGCAUAUAGCUCAUUUACAUUCUGUUGUCUUGAGUCACUGAAGAUUGUUUGCACCUGGUGCUCUGCCAAUUCUUGUGACUGUAAACAUGAAAACAGAUCAUGGGACAAAUUCCUCAGCGGUGCCAAAGCUUGUACUGAGUCUUUACGCCUCUCGUGCCAAGCAAAAACUGAAAUGUGUCGUGUUCCUUUGUGUCAAACGAAGAUGUUUCAUUUCCUGUGAUCCAAACUUAAUUUAUUAAUACAUGUUGUUUCGUGUGAAGAAGCCAACACUGUGCCGUCACUGUCACAGAAGCCCGCCCUCUCUGAUUUCUCCACAUAGAUCGGCUACAUUAUGCAACAUGAGAAUUGCAUUAAAAUGUUUUGUUUUUUUAAUGUGUAUUUUUUUUUCUUCUCUCUGUUUGGGGAUAUCAGGUUGUGGUUCCUUUGUGACACAGAGAGAGCUUCUUCAAGUGAUGUUAGGUGUUUUCUGAUGAUCGUGAUGUUUGGUUAAAUUAUAGAAAAUGUGUAGCUGGAUAUGUGUUGUGUUUUGUAAAGAAAAGUGAACU
Messenger RNA from Anoplopoma fimbria (sablefish), 4143 nucleotides. Its product is annotated as protein O-mannosyl-transferase TMTC2-like. Gene Ontology annotation, molecular function: mannosyltransferase activity; protein binding. Gene Ontology annotation, biological process: protein O-linked glycosylation via mannose. The record is from RefSeq and is a predicted model, not a curated record. Gene Ontology annotation, cellular component: endoplasmic reticulum membrane. NCBI's taxonomy places the organism in Eukaryota, Metazoa, Chordata, Actinopteri, Perciformes, Anoplopomatidae.